This is a messenger RNA of Delphinapterus leucas (beluga whale), 7594 nucleotides long. NCBI's taxonomy places the organism in Eukaryota, Metazoa, Chordata, Mammalia, Artiodactyla, Monodontidae. The record is from RefSeq and is a predicted model, not a curated record.
GCGGGGUCUCUGCGCCCCCUUCCCCAACGCCUCCCCGCCCCCACGGCGCAUAGCUUCUCUACGCGCCCCCUUGGAGGUAGGGGACUGUCCUCCCGGGCGCACUCCGUCUUGCUUCGGGGAGCCGGGGCUCUUUGUCGGAAGAUCUUGGGGGCGCGCCCCUCCCCUGGGGCCAGGGGCUUCUGAGAGGCCCUUCCCACUAGCCCGCCCCGCUUUUCCGGCGCCGCCCGUAGCCCCAUUCUGAGACCCCCGGAAAGGGAAGACCUUCGUGCGGGCCCGCGACCCGGCUGAUAGGGAUCGGGCCGAGGGGCUUUACGCCCCGCUCCGGGACAGGUGUGUGGGGCAGAGCGGCCUCGACCCUCAGCUGAAAUCCGUGAGGACCAGUGACCUGGACCUGGAAAUGAGCUUCCGAGAGCUACUGCGUCGGGAAAUACUAGGUGGCUUUCCCUCAUCAUCCCUCUUACUGCGCCACGGAGACAGCCCUGUGCCGCGGGGGUCAGGAACGAGGCCUGGCCGCGUGAUCAGAGGGGCCGCGUUCCUUGUUUGGGUUCUGUGGAGGACCGAAUGGGCUGAGCUGGAACUGAUCUAAAUGUCAGGCAAAGGAGGCAACCAAAUUAUGUGUUCAGGCUGGUUGUGACCUGCAGACUGCGAGCCUGCAACCUUAGGAAGUACUUGCUGUCCUUCUGAGAUGCAGUAAAGCAUGACUGCAGGGGAGAAGUGGUGUCUUCUUGCUGUUUUGCUUGGAGAGCAGAAAACAUCAACCAAGUUGGAGAUAGCGCUCUGUGCUACCUGGAGUUUGGAAGAAGCAUUGACCUGGUCUUUUUCAAUGCAGAAAUAAAUGCUCACCCAGUCUGGAAAUACAGUCGUCCAGCAUGCUCUGCCCAGCCCCCGCCGAGGCGCACUGACCAUGAGCUUCAACUCCUCCCUCAGCCACAGGAAGGAGCUGAGUAACCUCACCGAGGAGGACGGUGGCCAAGGGGGCGUCGUCGUCACCGAGUUCGUCGCCAUUGUCGUCAUCACCAUUUUCGUCUGCCUGGGCAACCUGGUAAUCGUGGUCACCUUGUACAGGAAGUCCUACCUCCUCACCCUCAGCAACAAGUUCGUCUUCAGCCUGACCCUGUCCAACUUCCUGCUGUCCGUGCUGGUGCUGCCUUUCGUGGCGACCAGCUCCGUUCGGAGGGAAUGGAUCUUCGGUGUGGUCUGGUGCAACUUCUCGGCCCUCCUCUACCUGCUUAUCAGCUCGGCCAGCAUGCUCACCCUUGGGGUCAUCGCCGUCGACCGCUACUAUGCUGUCCUGUACCCCAUGGUGUACCCCAUGAAGAUCACAGGCAAUCGAGCCGUGGUGGCGCUUGCCUACAUCUGGCUUCACUCCCUCAUUGGCUGCCUGCCACCUCUGUUUGGUUGGUCAUCGGUGGAGUUUGACGAGUUCAAGUGGAUGUGUGUGGCCGCGUGGCACCGGGAGCCUGGCUAUACCGCCUUCUGGCAGAUCUGGUGUGCCCUGUUCCCCUUCCUGGUCAUGCUGGUGUGCUAUGGCUUCAUCUUCCGCGUGGCCAGGGUCAAGGCACGCAAGGUGCACUGUGGCACCGUGGUCCUUGUGGAGGAGGACGCGCACAGGAACGGGAGGAAGAACUCCAGCACCUCCACCUCUUCCUCGGGCAGUAGGAAGAACGCCUUUCAGGGCGUGGUCUAUUCGGCCAACCAGUGCAAAGCGCUCAUCACCAUCCUGGUGGUCAUUGGUGCCUUCCUGGUCACUUGGGGCCCCUACAUGGUCGUCAUCACCUCUGAGGCCCUCUGGGGGAAGAACUAUGUCUCCCCAACCCUGGAGACCUGGGCCACUUGGCUGUCCUUUACCAGUGCCAUCUGCCACCCGCUGAUCUAUGGACUCUGGAACAAGACGGUUCGCAAGGAACUACUGGGCAUGUGCUUUGGGGAUCGGUAUUACCGGGAACCGUUUGUGCAGCGGCAGAGGACUUCCAGGCUCUUCAGCAUUUCCAACAGGAUCACAGACCUGGGCCUGUCCCCACACCUCACGGCACUCAUGGCAGGCGGGCAGCCCCUGGGUAACAGCAGCAGCACGGGGGACACCGGCUUCAGCUGCUCUCAGGACUCAGGAACGGAUGUCAUGCUGCUCGAAGACUUCACGUCUGAUGACAACCCUCCCUCCCACACUUGCCCACCCAAGAGGAGGAGCUCAGUGACAUUCGAAGAUGAAGUGGAACAAAUCAAAGAAGCUGCCAAGAACCCUAUUCUUCACGUGAAAGCCGAAGUGCACAAGUCCUUGGACAGUUACGCAGCCAGCUUGGCCAAAGCCAUAGAGGCUGAAGCCAAAGUCAACUUAUUUGGGGAGGAGGCUUUGCCUGGGGUCUUGCUUGCAGCACGGACCGUCCCCGGGGUUGGCUUUGGGAGCCGCCGAGGCAGCAGAACUCUCGCGAGUCAGAGGCUGCAGCUGCAGAGCAUCGAAGAGGGGAACGUUUUAGCCGCGGAGCAGACGUGAGGGUGGAUGCCCUCAACACACACUGGUGUGCAGCCAUCAGAAAAAACACUGAAAACAAUGUCUGUAAGUGACUUCCGUGUCUCUGUGAGACCACACGUGGGCUUCCUUGAGGUCUCAGCGAUGGGACCAGAGGCAUCUAGAGUACAAAGCAGAGCCAGCGGAGGUGUGGCUGAGACUUUGUGGGAGGUGGGCCGUAGAGGGGAACUAGAGACCACGGCUUAGAAGGAGACCGCCACGUGGGUCACUUCCUCCUCUGCACAACCUGUGCCCCGGGGGUCCAACCACGCACUCUCCCGGAGGCCUCAGGAGGCGAGCCCUUCCCAGUGCCCUUCGGAGGAUGGCACUUCUUCUGGGUGGUUGAUGUGGACCCUGCUGGGCCGUCAGUUUUACACUAAAUGGUCCCCAGAGGAGAGCCCAGGAGCCGAGCUCCCCAGAUCCGGGUGCUGCGCCCUGGGGUCCUGGUUAUGACCUGGCCUCUGGUGGCGCCACCUGCUGGUGCUAGUAGGGACAGCUCACGGGCCGCUGGGCGGACGCAACAGGUCUGGGGCUGCUGUGGCUGAGGACGGGGCUGCCUCCCUAGUGACUGAGUCUUUGCUAUUUCAUAAGAAGGGAGAAACCACUGUAAACGACAGGAGGAAGGAGCAGAUACCAGAUGUUUCAUUUCUAGAAUUAAAAGAAACAAAAAAAUCCAUUUGGUUAGGAUGAAACCACGAUCUUAACUGAGCCUGAAAGGGCCAUGGGGCCAGGCGCUGCUGGGAACUAGAGAUACUGUUAUCGUUGGAGGGAAUCCCCUUCACACAGGAAGACCUCAUGGAAUAGACUGGGCUUGUGGUGUUUGAUGGACUGCUUCGAUUGGCUGGCCUCCAGGGAAUGCUCCCGCAGGCAGCAGCUCCUGUUGCCCCGCCCUGAGCAGUGUAAGACGGGACAGACUGGAAGAAACGCUGGACCUGGCGUCAGCAACCUGCACGCAGGCCCGGCUCCGCCGUACCUUCCUUAUGUCAUUGGGACUCCCUGUCACCCCUAGGCCAUCUGGAAAAUAAGAUAAGGGAGUGAGGAGUUGGAUUGAAUGGUGGCCAGGAUCAUUUCUGACUCUGACCUUUGAUGUUCUCUGAAUUUGUAAGUUAGAAAAAAAAAAAGUGACCCAUGGACCAACGUUUGCACAGCUUUUGAGUGUGGUUUCUAGUGGGCAUGUGAAGCACUGCUGCAAGCCCGGGUACGUGGGCUGAUCCGAUGUGUCUAGAGCACAGUUCUGACAGGAUGCCAGCCGGCAAGACACAUAAAUGGGGGCAGAGGCGGAAGUGGGCCACGCAUUGUGACUUGUAUGUUAGAUCUCUCUCCCUUGGAGUUGGGAUGGCAGUUACAUGUGUGGGCUUGGAGCGGUGGCUGUGGUGACGUGAACCACCUGUGCCUGCCCUUCAGCUUGGGUGAUUAGGUCAGCCAAGUGCAGACCUUUCCCCGCCUUCAGAAUUCCGGGGGGUCAGCAGAGGGUACAUUCUGAGGAGAUCUACCUGCGUCUGCUAUGAGGCAGCCAUCCCAGAAAGGGAAUCACUUUUGUGGCGUUCCAUUGGGGUCUAGCUAGCUCUCAGUGAGGCAGUGUCUCUUUGCUGUGUGGCAGAGACCCAGUGGUUGGCUGGUCCCCUGGUCUGCAAUUUACAGAAGACUUCCUGAGACCUGGGGGCUGCUACCUUCACGGUGAUCAAACUCGUCAGCAACUCCUGUGGGUCAGCUGGGUGCCAGCCACUGGUCUGCAUUCUGGAUGGGAGUGGGAAGGAUCAGAAGGUGGUUUCACCCUUGGGUUCUGCCGAUGAGAUGUGCAGAUCAGUCAGACUCUGCUGUCACUACUGGGUGGCAUUCCGAAACCUGAGGGCAUUUUAUGUUUUCUGCAUGUAUUUUUUCCUAGCACUUGUCCUUGUCUAGUUUCUAAAGGGACCAUACUCCUGAGCUUCUAGUACGCACCAGGGUGGAACAGGGCAGGGACCUUUACCUCUAGGUUGGAAUAGCCCACGAUGCCACCCCUCCCCCACCCCUUAGGGCAUUUUGAGUGCUGCAAAGUGACUUGCAACCCAGGGGCUGGAGAGUGCUUCCCCUGGACAGUACUUAGCUGGGCUCUAGGGAGAGAGUCCUGAGACACCUCCCGGCCUCCAAGUCCUCACUGGCUGAUCCCAAACUAGCUCAGAUACACUAGGAUUUAAUCUAAGCCAAUCUAGCGAUACUGCACUUCCUGAAAGCAUUCUGUGCGUUUCCUCUUUUCUGCCGAGGUCCAUUUAUUUAUUCAUCUACCAGACACUGCACAUCCAGCGUGUGCAAGGCACCAAGCUAGGCUCUGUGAGUACUAACACUAAAGCGUUUUCACUCUAGCAUAGGGAGAGCCCUGGGAGAGACUGAGGCUAAUAAAUUGCAAAGUCCAUUAAUGAUUAUAGAAAGAACUGUGGGCUCCAGAGGGAGGUGAAUAUUUCCAAUUAGAAGGAGUUAGGGGUAGCACCAUGUAGGAGGUGACUGUUUGAGCCAAGCCUUGGAGGAUGUCUGGCAGCUGGAACCAUAUUUUGCAUAUUCAUGAAUUCAGAUUUUCCUUGAUUCAGCCUGAGCAAGAGAAAGGAGAGCAAAAGGAGGUGGAUGGGGGAGAGGGUGAGGACAUAAUCCCCACACGCCCUGAGGUUUCUGAGAGGAUUUUUGAGGACCCCUGUCCUUAGUGCAGAACCCCAACUGCCCCCGCUGAACCCAGGCCCAUUAUAAUGCUUUAUUCUGCUGUGCAGCGGCAGCCUGAGGACUUCCUGAGGGGGCCACGUGGACAGUGGCAGGUGGGACACUUGGCCACUUGUUCACGUAAAAACCUCAGUCCUGCAUCUUCUGGUUUUGACAGGACCACGUUUAGGACUGUUGCCCAUCUCUGCUUCUUUCAUAGAGAUUGCCACUUGACCGGGUCGCCCCCAGUGCUAUACCCCAGAUACCAGGUUUGGGGGCUAGUGUGACCCAGAAGGCACUGGAGUCCCACGCCACCGAGCACACAGCUCAAUCCCUAGCCUUUUCCCAGGCCAGACGCACCAAGACUGGAGUUCAGGGCCUUCGACACUAGGUGGCAGCAGUGUGGCUCUGAUGCCGCUGGCAGUUCCCCACCGGGAAGAGCUAAGGGUAAAGCUGAAGGCUUGUUUGCUUCUGGCUUCGAGCACUUACUCUGAGCUCCUGGUCUCCACUGCAGUCCUCGGCCUUUAAAGGACCACCCAGCUAGCUUGCUUACAAGUGUGACCCCAUUCGGGGUUGCAGGUACUGCCAAUGCUCAGCUGUGUGAGCUUAAGCAAAUCACUGCUGUAGAAACGGGGUUGAGGAAUGUUGAGACGAGGGCCAUCUGGUGCUAAUGUUCUUUGAUUCUCAUUUAAGGAGCUGCUGUGUAGUCUCUGAGUAAACGGCGAGACUAACUCAAGUGUUUGCAAUAGGCCAAGGUAGUUUGGAGUGGACAGGAGAGGGAGGAAAAGCGCUUUGAUACAGUGAGAGACUUUACUGGCCUGUUCAGAUUUAACUAGAUGAGUAUUUUGUCUAUCCUGAUAGUGGGUCCUUGAAAUACUUGCAGAUUAGAGACGGGUCUACGGAUGGACCACAGGAUAUACUCACGACAAGGGUUCAGCCUUGAGCCCCAGCCGUCUCCCGUCUGGAAAGAACUGUGGAGGUGAUGUGGCUACAAAAGGAUGAGACAGGGAACUAGCACAUAGUGAGGGCCUACUGUGUGCCUGACCUGUUAAGACAUCUGAGUGCCCGUCAUGUGCUAGGCAUUAGUUGGGCACUUCCAAAUGCUUUAUCUCACUGCAAAUGAUAUAGUGGGGAUAGUGCAGGCUUUGGUAUGGGACGUUCUGGGUUCGGAUUCCACGCUGCUGCUUCUGAGUAAGGUGUCCUUGGGCUAAUUACUCAAUCUUUCUGUAUUGCGGUUUCCUCAUCUAUAAAAUGAACUUUGUAUUCUGUUUCUAUGUGGGGACACAGAAUCCAGGGGGGCCUCUGAUUAUGUGGAUUAGAGCAUCCAGCACAGUGCCUGGGGCAUAGCUGAUGCUGAACCCCUGCUGUUUCUUCUCCACUCUGCAGGUGGGUGUAUUAUUCUUGUUUUACAGGGCUCUCGGUGACAAGAAGUGAGAAUCUUAAAAAGAUAACUGUUAUCCUAGAUAAGAGGUGUUGAAGGUUGUUGCCGUAGGAAUCGUCACGUCUGCCGUACAGCAUGAAGGGAUGUGGUGAGAAAGGAGAAGACGAUAGAGAGGAGGGGGUAAAGGCUAAGUGGCACUUGGGAUUCAGGAGAUCUGAAGGGGCGAAACUGAGCUUUUCUGUUACUGGCUAUCGAAGAUGGUAGAGCCCCAGGCUGCUGUGGCAUCUGGAAUCAAAGCGCAAGCUCAGCUUUGAGCUCCCUUACAGCCCAGAAGGGAUGCUCUCCCUGAGAUGUGACCUGGAGUCUCAGGGCAGCUCCAUCCUGCAGUGACAGUGACUGCUUGGCCUUGGCUUUGGGGUUCAGAUUCUCUGAGUCUCCGAGCCCCUGAGGGAAGAGGCAGUGCAGGGGCAGGAGGAGUCCAUGCUGCCACCCACAGUGUACACAGAACCCCAGGUGAAUUCCGUGGGAGAGUGAAGGGAAAUCACAUUUUCACCCUGAAGCAAAGGAAAACGGCUGUGAGCACAGUCGUAUGUGACUACAAGAGGGGGCAGAGCCGGACCGUCCUUCUGGGUUGGGGAGGGGCACACACCGAAUCCAAGGAGGCCUAGGGAGGUGAAGGGAAUUGUCCAAGGUCUCAAAGGAGAUUAAGCCAGGGUCGGGGCUGAAACGCCAGGUCUUGGCCAUGUGACUGAGAGAAGGAAAGAGCCAGCUUUGCAGCUCGAGGAGGAUGAGGGAUAGUUAACAGUCAUCAUUAUUAGAAGGCCAGUAGGGCUUUACUGCGUAGGUAGGACUAUUGUAAUGCAAGGAGUUUGGGAGACUGGAAUAUCUGCUUGCCAGACCUAUAAAAAACUUCAGGCCUAAGGUGGCUGGAUUCACUGGAAAGAAUUCAAAGCACAAACUCGAAUCUGCAUAAGAUUACCAAGAGCACAGUUCUACUCACUGUUAUUUUUAGGAGAACAAAGUACGCAAAGCUAUGUCAG